CUCCACUUGGUUGUCGUGCGCGUCUCUCUCACCAGUUCCACCCGGUCUGCUCAGCUGUGCGUCACAUGUCGGAUUUUACAGCGAGUUUUUCCCCUCUUUACCCCCACCAUCACCAACAAAUUCACAACUAUCGAGUUUACACUGUUUGUUCGUUAACAACGAGUUGUUUGUACACUUGUGAUGAAGGAUUAUAAUAUGUUGUGGUGUAAGAGUGUCGAAAAAUUGGUUUAUUCAAUAUAAUUUGACGUACACAAGAGCGAUAAAAAGCGUUCGGCCAUCAGCGGCAUUGGGUAUAACCCCGGAGGCAUCGGCCAUUACCACCACCACUACCACUAUCCACAAAAGUGCGACGGUGGCGUCGUAUUACAACACCAACUACUGUAGUGGUAAACGUGAGGAACGAGGGACCCGAAGGCACCACGCGCUCUAUCCCCGGCGCAUUCUUUUCGCGUUCUUUCGUGGGUGCUAAACACUUUGAGUGGAAUUGGUGAUUGUUUUAACGGAAAUAAUCGAACGUUUAUCGAUGGUAGAUUGAUGAUUGUGGAGUUGUGGUUGUCGAGUAAAGGAGUGAGAAUUAUUAUUUGUGGAUUUAAGAAAGUGUUGAGUGAUAAAUAAUACGGUAUUAACGAUAUUUUGUCGGUUAAAUCGAAGCUCUUCGAGCUGUUGAGAACAAACGGUCGAACGGUUUGUUCGGAUAUCAUCUGUUGAUACGUAUUAUGGUGAAGUGGGAGUUGGUGAAUGAUUUUAGAGGAAAAUUGAUUUUAACGAGGUGGAUUGAGAAUGCUAAGGGCGGCGUGACGAAGCCAGACAUACCACGUUGCCGUAACGGUGAAUAUACAUUCGUGCUGCCUAGCCGGCACCGUUGGCCACCACGCGUCUGUCUGACGCUUUCAAAAAUAUAAGGAAUAAGUAAAUCUUGGAGUAACAUAUCGAAUUGAUUUUCCAAUAUUUCGAUGAAAUUUCAGUGUGAAGAGGUUUGUGAUUUUCAAUCAGUGGUGUGUGAACAAAUUUUAAUGGGACGAAAACAGAUAAUGAGGAAAGUGUUAAUGGACAAGUUUUCUAACAAUUGGAUGAAAAGUGCUGGUGUUUUAUCAAUGGUCAAUCGGGUGAUUGUUGAACUCGUGGAAUAAAUUAAUUCCAAAACAAAAAAAAUUAUUUUUUUCAGUUAAAAAGUGCUGGGCGUUGGUUGUAAUUGUGUUACCUGAUAAUUGACCACGAUAAUUGAUAACAAUGUCGACUGGCAAGCGUUUGGCAAAACGUAGUAUUAUUGGUACACGAGUUUGUGCACCGGGUAUGGACGGUAAAUAUUACAGUGGAGUUAUUCAUGCGGUUAAGACACCGGCAUCAGCAGCUAGUGACGCCGGUUUGAGUCUAACACCGUCUACACGUUAUUCUGUUCGUUUUGAUGCUGUACCAGGUGGUAGGCCACCGAGUCCAAGUACAGAGUAUUGCGAUCGUGAUCUCAUUGGGCCUGGUUUUGGUACUGUCAAUGGUGUACGAUUGAUGCCGGGACAAAAAGUUUAUCUCACGUACAGAGGCAGAGAAAUUCAGGCUGAAGUGACACAUCAUAAAGAACAUCAGGAUGAAGUUGAAGUUAAAAUUGCUGCUACUAAUGGACAAGAGGGUCCGGUGAGCCUGACAAAACGUAUCGAUGAGGUACGUCUGUUGGAGUCUCGCAAAAGUGCACGAUUGGCUGAUCAGAAAACCGAUUUCGCGAGGAUGGCUGAUAUGACUAGUGAUCGUAAACGCGUUACGUCGCACUCCAUCGAUGUACCACAUGUACCUGGAUCGAGGAAGAGGCGACCAAGCUCGAGCAACGAUUCUGAACGCUCUGACAACGGUGGAUGGACUGAGAAUAAUAAUAGUAACAGUACUAGCAACAAUAAUAUGAGGCAGGAUCAUGGGUGUGUCCGUGAUGAUGAUCGUGAUGGUUGCAUGGAUGAUUGCACAGCAGCUGUUGCACUACUCUCACUGCUCAAUUCAUCUGUCAGUCCCAAUAAUCUACCAUCACCGAUUCCCUGCGAGCCUAGUUAUGGCAAUGGAGGUACCUCCAACAGUAGCAGCAGUAGCAGUGGAGGCUCAUGGCGAAGUACCACCCCAUCACCGGGACUGUUGAGUGAAGAGGGUGCAUCACCAUCAGAGGUGUCAGCAUGGCCAUCAUCUGGUAAUAAUUUUACUGGAAGAAAUCAUGCACAUCAGGGCCGUCAUGAGAGACGUUCACCGACAAGCAUUCCGUCGGGUUCGUCUUAUGGUAGCACACCUGGAUCUACCGGUACAUUGGAUGAAACAAUGUGGUUCCCUGAUGAUGACGAUAUGCACCCCAAGAAGAAGAGUCGAACUAAAUUGAAUCGAGAAAUCAUUGUUAAUCGACGAAAGUAUACACAACCAACGCAAGGCUAUGUUUUCGAAGACUGCGGUCGACCUAAUAUACAUCCUAUGUUCCAAUGCUCCUGGAGGAAAUGCGGUGAGGUCAGGGAAACAGUUGAACAAAUGGUGGCACAUAUACGUAAUGUUCAUAAUCCACCAAUACCAGCUGAAGUUGCGUGUACCGUCCAGGAAGAGGAGUUCUACUUCGAUGUGAUAAAGGUCAUUGAAUACGUGAGUUCACCACCAACCAUGUCUCACCGGGACAUGGCAAGGCCACCUCACGAGGACCCUGAGUAUCAGAAGCAACUUGCAUUGGAAGCAGAAGCCAAAGUUGUUAAGCUUAUUGAAACACCUGCUGUCAGACCUCCACAAACAUCACUUCUGAAAAUAAGGAAUGAGGAGCAGUCCUUCACACUCUGCCCAUCAUCAUCUCCCUCAGGGGGAACUCCAGUAAAGUACCUAAAGCCAACAACAUCACAACAACGCCACAUUUUCCCACCAAGCAGUGGUCUCCUUGCAGUGUCAGCUGGUGGUAAAAUACUCUCCUCGUCUCGACGUGUCCGUGGUGAGACUAAAAAAUGCCGUAAAGUACACGGCAUGGACAGGAAGACCGAGUGGUGUAAGCAGUGUAGAUGGAAAAAGGCCUGCAGUCGUUACGGUGAUUAGGAAAAAUUAUCAGCCUGUCGUCAACGUGGGCAACCAGCCUCGCCGAGUCAAUCCCAAAGUUUGCCAGUGUUUAAAAAAAAAAAAACACCCACACACUCACAAGAAAACGAAUAUUAUAAAGCGCUAACCGCCAGAUCAACUGCCAACGUACAACAAUAAAUGAAAGAGUGAAUUUUACAGCUAAUGAGACACGAUGACAGUAAGCAUCCCAUGACGAGUGGCUGUUGUCUAUUGCUCGGGCUAUUAUUCGUCUGGCAAGCUCAAUAUUAGUGGACAGAGACAAUGCAUGGAAUUUCAUAUGUCUCUGUACAAUCGUAAGGAGUUGACCAUAUUUGGACUUAAGUGUUUUUUUUACUGUUGAUUCGUGGUAAUUAACACGUAAACGUGCUCGACUUCUGGCGAUUUGUCGUAUCCAUUUAUCGUUGAGAUUUCAAAAACAGAAGAAAACGUAAUUAAUGAAGAAAGGAAAAUCAAAGUGCAUGUAUUUUUCAUCGUCGAUUGCUGGCAUGGACGUAGUUUCUGAUAUGAGUCAAAAACUUCUCUUGAAAAGUUGGUUAAUGGGACGGGGCAGAAUGGACAGUUGAAUUUCUUUUCAAUAUUCUUAGCUUUAGAAUUAUGUAAUUUCACUAAAAGUUCGAAACUGUUCAUUUUUAACUCGAAAACAUGAUGUUUAUGGAAAUGUUUAUUCUGCUCCAGUUGUUCCCACUCUUUAAUAAAGUUGAGUUGACUUUUUUUGCCACUCACUCAACAGUGAACAGAACAAAAUUCAGGGAGUUAUUAUUUUGUGUACUAUAUUUAUUUGAUUUUAUAGUUUGAAAAAUAUUUGUAUGUUUUUUUUUGUUAAUCAAUAUGGAGUGUUCGAUUUGUCAUUGUUGCCAAUCCUAGAUUUGUUGGAUUAGAAUUUAUGAAAGAUGGAGAACAUAAGUGGCAUAUGAAUUUCGUUGAGUCUUGAUGGAGUUAAUUCUUGGAGUUAAUUCUCAAUCUAGAUGUGCGAUAUUUCCCAGUGUCGGAAACUAGGUCUAUGGAAGCGCCGGGGCGCGUAAAAAAAAUUAUUUGAUUGGGAAAGAAUUGUGAUAUUUUAAUCUAAAUUGAAUUAAGUUUUGCGAAAUUUCGGAAAAAAACAUGUUUUUUAGAUAAAAGUGAAAGAAAAAAAUGUGCAAACUCGUGGAAAUGGGAAUGAAAUUCGACGGGGCGAAAUACAAAUGAAGAAAAUAACGAAUAAAUGAAUUAAAUAAAUUAGUUAAGUUGAUAAAGAAAAGAGAUAUAUAAGGGAGAAAACAUAAAACAAUAAAAAAACAUAAGUUGUAUACACCAAUAUUCUAUACUGCCAGAGAAGAAUAAUAAAUUUACUAAAGCGAUUUUUCGUACAUCCCGGCGAUAGUUAAUCGAGAUGAUGUCUCGUGUAACGCCAAUUUUCCCAGAUACUGUCACCAAUGAGAGAUUGAAAGAAUAUUGAAUAUUUACAAAUGGCGCACACAAUAACCCAUUUACUUACUUAAAUGCUGAAUAAUUGACUUUCAUUCACAAUUCACAUUAAUUAAACAUAAUUAAUGGUAAUUAUAAUAUACACAUUUUUUUGGCUUGUAAGAGUGAAAAUCUCAAAAUAGAAAUUGUAAAUGACGACUAAAUUGUAAAUAUGUCAAUGACUAGUGAAUUAACGAGAGAGAAAGAGAAAAAAGAGAAAUUAUGAUAAUUUCGUUAAUUAAAAUUGACUGCUGAUGUCAACGAAAGAUAUUGUGAGAUAAGUUGAAUGAGAAUUUUUAAAAUAAAAUGACACUGAGAGGUAUGAUUGAACCCGGAUAGUCUCGAAAGGGUGAGGAAAUUCAAAAUUUUUCAUGAAACAAAAAAUAAAUCCCAUAUUCGUUUUCAUAUUUACUCUAACCUCAGUAUGUUUUCUAUUUGUUCGUCGUAAUUUUCAGUAUUUGGUGGGUUUUAAUUCAACCCCAAAUUGAUUGCAAAAUAAUAAAAUUAUGAAACAAGGAUCAAAACAAGAUGAUAGUAUAUGUUAGAAAUGGCGCGUGGAUAGAUAUGACAUAACAAACAAUAACCGUCCAAUUGAUUGCAUAACUGUUGUAACGAUAAAUAGACGUAACGAUUUUCAUUUUCAAUAGAUUGGUUGGAGAUAAAAAUAUGAUUAAUCAUCUUGAGAGGUGGAGGGAGAGUGAAUGAAUGAUGAAAACGAAAGGGACUGACGGUACCGUUGCACCCCUGUUUUUUUUUCAUGGGCAGAUCAAUCAUGUGCUAGUGGCCAACUUGGUUUCUAUUUUGUAAAUUGUCAGUUGUCAAUGAACAACGUAGAUUUUUAAAUUUCAUCAAGUUUCUAGUUUAGGAAAAAGUCGCAUUCAUUUGUAAAAUGAUUCUCGGUAAUUUAAUAAUUUAUGAGAGACGAUUGUUAAUAUUUUUUUUUAUAUUUUCAUUGCAAAUAUUUUCAAUAUCAAUGGGAUGUUGAAGGAUGAAUAUUUCAAUGCAAACUCGUCUCGUUCGAGUCCUCAAAUCACUCAAGGUAAUUUGCUACCUUACGAGGAUUGAUUGUCAAUAAUUUUCUUGCGUAUUCCUAGUGUAAAUAUUUUCACCAUCAAUUUCCAUCGUGUUCAAUGAUUGAAAUUUCAACGGGCAUUCGUUUUGUUUGACCCCUAAAAUAAUCGAAGGUAAUUCGAUCCUUCACGAGGAUUGACUAUUAAUAAUUUUCCUGUAUUCUCAUUGCAAAUAUUUUCAGCAUCAAUUGUCAUGUCGUUCAAGGAUUAAAAUUUCAGUGAAAUCUUGUGUCAAGUAAAUUGUCACGACGUUUAAUUCUCCCUCGUAAUUGAGUAGAAAUCAAUCGUUAUUACAUGAUUGUCCUUGCCAUGAUUUAUUAUUAUCAUACCAGGGGUGCCGCAGCAUUAACAAUCAAAGGGCAUGGAAUUGGUGAAGAUUCUCGUAACAGACUCGACUCUUAUCGAAUUAUCAAGAAUUAAUUACUAUCUGCCAACUCUUACGUGUGAAUGCUUUUUGAAAAUUUUCAUAGAAAUUCUUAAAGAAAAAAUCAUACGAUUGUAAAAUUUCUUUUUACAUUCACCAAUUUGGAACCGAAAAGCUACAUUUAUUUUGAGAAAAAUAAAAUUUUGGAAACACCACGAAGAUUUUUAUAUCUAAAUAAAAUAAUUAUUAGGAUAAUGAAAAAGGCGAGGAGUGAGGAAAAUGGGUAGUGAGGAUAUGAUUUAUUAAAAUCAUUGUUGUAUCGUACACUAAGGCGUGAAUAUCUAUGGCCGGGAUAAAUCAUACCAGAACGAUCUCAUAUCGAUUGUAAAAAUGCAAUUUUGUUCGGAGUUACGGCGGAGCGACGCUGAGUUCUAGGAUAAUUGCUGAUUACUUAAUUAAUCAAAGCAUAACAUGUAAAAAAAAAUCAACGAUUGAUACUAGAAUAACGUGUGAAUUUGUAUAUUUACGAUGCAAAUUUCGAAAACUAAUCAAAGUGAAACAAAUUGGUAAUUGACUGAGUCUAUAAGUCUCGAUUAACAGUAACUCCUGGAGCUCAAGCAGACUCACGCUCUUGCACGUAUCAGACAAAGACAUAUAAAAUAAUUAAUUCAUAAAAAGAACUAAUAAUUCUUUCUAACGAUAGUAAUUUUUAAUCUCACUGUUAUUAUUGUCAUUAUGAUAUUCGCCAUUUACGUUUUUCAUAACUAUUAAUUAAUGAUGAUGAAUUAUCAUCGUUAUCAUUCGUAACUCCAUAAUUAUCAUUGUCAUCAUUUUGAAUAUUACGUGCAUAGAUUGCAUUAUAAUCUAGUUAGUUUUAAUGAUAAUGCAAAAAUCGUUUUAGGCCAAUUUUUCGAUAAUAUGAUGUUUUCCUCGGUAUUCCAACUAUCUUUAGUUUCUAAUUGAAUAAUCACUUCCUUGAUAAUUACAAAAUUCUAUUAUUGCCGAGUUAUUUUAUGUCUUUAUACAUCUGAAAAUAUUUUAUAAAAAAAAAUAAUAAUGAGUAAGAACAAAAUGCGUCAAAUUAUUCAAUGAAAAUUUCUAUCACCCGGCCAUAUAUUUUGAACAGACAUUGACAAUUUACUAAUAAUAAAUAAUAUUCGACUGCACAACGCUACACAUCGAAAAUUAUAUUCCAAUUUUCACUUAUUUUCACCCGACUUGGAAUACCAGAGAUUCACUCGUGUUAUCACGAAAUAAUAAAACUUAAGUGAUGAAAAUGAAAAUAAAAAUGCCUCAUCUGCAUCUACCGAUGCACAUGACGCGUUCCAUCUGAAAAACAAUGAUAAUCGCUACGAUCACUGCGUUCAUCUCGACUCGAAUAAUUUUCGAAUAAAUGAACGCGUGUUAUGACAUUUUUGGGUUCUUCCGGAUCUAUACCGCGACUGAGAUUUUAAUAUUUUUAAACAAAAGUGACAACUCAAAAAAAUUGCAAAAAAAAAAAUAUAUAUAUAUAUACAUAUAUAUAAAGUAAAAUACAAAGUUUAAGCUCUAUUUGUGGAUCUCACCGCUUGUUUAUUCCUUUUUCUAGUUAUUUCCGAUGGAAAUCUAUGUGUAAAAGUAUGAAAAACCCAAGAAUCAUCUCGAGAGAUCCGUCAUUUAAGCACACAAAUGCAUAAUAAUUAUAUCAGUAUAGAUAAUUUAGAACAAUUGAUGAGAAAUAGUGAAAAAUAACGUAUUUUAUGGUAGUUAUGUGACGCCAACUCUACGGAAAAAGAGUCUUAUUAUUACAAUUAUUAUUAUGAUUAUUAUUACAAUUAUCAUUAUUAUCAUUAUUAUUAUUUGGUAAACGUUUAAACUUUUACAGAAUAGUAAGAGUAAUUCGUGUAUUAUCUAAGUAGGCCGUAAUUUUCCUAAAUGUAAUAGAUAAAAAGUGGAUAAGAGCAAUAUAUAUUUGUUAUAAGCUUGUGAGCGAAACAAAAAAAAAGAAUAGUUCGAUUCAACUAGAAAUGAUGAAAAAACGUAAAUGCGGUUGAAACAAAAGCGUAUAAAUGCAAAUUGUUUGUUAUGCCAUUGCCAGAUGAAACGCCGCCAGUAUCUUCAUCCUAUCGUUUUUCUAAGCCAUUAAAAAAAAAGUUUUAAUGAAUAAAAAUUGGCUAAUUUGUGGUUUUUUUUUCAGUUUCGCAAUCAGCACAUAUACUAUUGCUACCAUUUAAUGAAGUUAUUUAUAAUUUUCUUUGAUUUCUUUUUUCGUUCCUGAAAAUAUCCCAAAUACAAAAUAUUUAGCAGUAUUUCUGUCGUCUCCUCGUCAUAAUUAUUAUCAAUUACCCCUGAAAUAACAAUAUUUCCUAAAAUUAAUGAAAUUAUAAUAUCAGUAAAUACUAAGUUGUAAACAAAACAGAGAAUAAAUAAUACGAAAAUUUAUUUUUUUGUUCUUUGGAAAAUUGAAUAUUGAGAAAAAGAAAAAUCAACCAUUCGAACUGAACAUUUUUUUAUAAUAGAGAGAUAGUGAUAAAUGAUGAGUAAUUUUAUAUAUUUACCAUUGUUCAUGGCAAUGAUUGAGUGCACGAAGAGACGAUAUGUACUGCACCUGACGAUAAUGGAAAUAAUACAGGAUAUACAAAUGAAAUAAAAGAAAUGAGAGAGAACAAAAGAAACCACUAACGUCACGAUUAACAUUAAUCGGUAGAUAUAUAUUGAUUAACAUUAAACAUUAUAUUUUAUUAAUUAUUAUUAUGGUUAUUAUUAUAUAUAUAUACAUAUAUACAUAACCUACAUAUAAAUAUAUACUUAUACAAGUAUCAUGUUAUACAGAAUAUAUGUUAUUACGAAAUUCUUCAAUA
Diachasmimorpha longicaudata is the source of this 8771-nucleotide messenger RNA. It is a transcript of the gene Glut4EF, whose product is annotated as Glucose transporter 4 enhancer factor. Gene Ontology annotation, molecular function: RNA polymerase II cis-regulatory region sequence-specific DNA binding; DNA-binding transcription factor activity. The coding region runs from base 1231 to 3033 and encodes 600 amino acids. Lineage: Eukaryota; Metazoa; Arthropoda; Insecta; Hymenoptera; Braconidae. Gene Ontology annotation, biological process: regulation of transcription by RNA polymerase II. The transcript is spliced from 8 exons. Gene Ontology annotation, cellular component: nucleus. The record is from RefSeq and is a predicted model, not a curated record.